AUGGGUGGCCAUACGCAUCUCAUCGUCUUCGUCUCCAUGUUUGCAGCCAUAACUCUGAUAUCGGAAGCCCAAUACAUUCUCCCGAUCUUCAAACACGAACCCUCCAAACAAUAUUACACACUUAUCUACAUCGGAUCCGCCACAACGUCGUCUCCCGUUAACCUCCUCCUCGAUCUUGGAACCAACCUCACGUGGCUCAACUGCCGCAACAUCAAAUCUUUAUCAUCACUUCGCCUCGUUACUUGCGAGAGCUCCACCUGCAAAUCCAUUUCCGGCAAUGGCUGCGACGGAAAAAUCUGUCUUUACCGUGAACCAAGUCCUUUCCUCCUCACAAACCACACCGUGACCAAAACCGACCGUGUCGUUCAAGACAAAGCCACCAUCUUCUCUACAGAGAGCGGAAUACCACCCUCCCUUGUCUCUUUCCGCCCCUUCACAUUCUCCUGCGCCGUCCAGAAAAACCUCCAAGGCAUUGCCUGA
Molecule: messenger RNA, 480 nt
Organism: Brassica napus (rape)
Lineage: Eukaryota; Viridiplantae; Streptophyta; Magnoliopsida; Brassicales; Brassicaceae
Product: probable aspartic proteinase GIP2
Exons: 1
Coding region: 1-480 (159 amino acids)
Biological process (GO): proteolysis
Molecular function (GO): aspartic-type endopeptidase activity
Source: RefSeq, a predicted model, not a curated record